Erinaceus europaeus (western European hedgehog) is the source of this 945-nucleotide messenger RNA. Its product is annotated as olfactory receptor 52B4-like. The transcript has a single exon. Gene Ontology annotation, molecular function: olfactory receptor activity; G protein-coupled receptor activity. Bases 1 to 945 code for a protein of 314 amino acids. Gene Ontology annotation, biological process: G protein-coupled receptor signaling pathway. NCBI's taxonomy places the organism in Eukaryota, Metazoa, Chordata, Mammalia, Eulipotyphla, Erinaceidae. The record is from RefSeq and is a predicted model, not a curated record. Gene Ontology annotation, cellular component: membrane.
AUGCCUAGCUUCAACCAUACCGGGGUUAACCAUGUCGUCUUCUAUCUGCUGGGCAUUCCAGGUCGAGAAGACCUGCAUAUGUGGAUUUCCAUCCCAUUCUUCAUCUCCUAUGUCUUGGCCCUCCUUGGAAAUGGUCUGCUCAUCUUCAUAAUUCUCACCAAGAACACACUCCACGAACCUAUGUAUCUCUUUCUCUGUAUGCUGGCUGGAGUGGACAUUGUCUUUGCUACAACCACAGAGCCCAAGGCACUGGCCAUUUUCUGGUGCAACAGCAGAGAAAUUUCUUUGAAUGGCUGUAUUGCCCAGAUCUACUUCCUACAUUCUUUCUUCAUUUCCGAGUCAGGAAUCUUGCUAGCCAUGGCAUUAGACAGGUACAUCGCCAUAUGCUACCCACUCAGGUACGCCAUGAUCCUCACUCACUCUCUGAUAGGGAAGAUUGGUGUGGCUAUGUUCUUACGAGCACACUGUACAAUUUUCCCCCUGAUAUUUCUCCUGAAGAGGCUAACUUUUUGCAAAAACAACAUCCUCCCGCAUACGUUCUGUGAACACAUUGGCUUGGCCAAGUAUGCCUGUGAUGACAUCAGGGUAAAUAUCUGGUAUGGAUUCUUUGUCCUCAUGUCAACAGUGAUCCUAGACAUUGUCCUCAUUUUUGUGUCCUAUGUGUUGAUUCUCCGUGCCAUCUUCCACAUCCCUUCUCAAGAUGCUCGCCACAAAGCUCUCAACACCUGUGGCUCUCACGUCUGUGUCAUCUUCCUCUUCUAUGGGCCUGGGGUCUUCUCAGUCCUCACCCAGCGCUUUGGACGCCAUAUCCCAAUAUACAUCCACAUCUUGCUGGCCAAUGUCAGCAUGCUGGCGCCACCUAUGCUGAACCCCAUUAUUUAUGGGGUCAAGACAAAGCAGAUACGAGAUCAAGUGGUAUAUUUGUUAUUUCCAAAGCUGAAAUGA